AUGCACACUAGCCCACUUUCAUUCUCCACCGCGCGCCAUCAUUCUUCCUUCCUCCUCCUCGCUAGACAACUUUUCUCAACUCAGCAAGAUGUAUAUUACGUCAAUCUCAACAUCGCAGCCCUGUCACGCGCCGGCAACAUCAACGCUUCACGCCAAUUGUUCGACAAAACCUCCCCAAAAGACACCGUCACAUGGAACUCCAUGCUCACCGCCUACUGGCAAAACGACUUUCUACAACAUUCUGAAUCACUCUUCCAUUCCAUGCUAAUCAAAAACGUCGUUUCAUGGAACUCCAUCAUAACCGCAUGCGUUCAAAACGAUAACCUCAACGACGCGUUUAGCUACUUCACCGUAAUGCCAGAGAAAAACACUGCGUCGUACAAUGCUAUGAUGUCAGAUUUUGUGAGAAUGGGACGCGUGGAGGAAGCACAAAAGCUGUUUGAAGAAAUGCCGCGUCCGAAUGUUGUUUCUUAUACUGUGAUGAUUGAUGGGUAUGCCAAGAAGGAAGGUGGGAUUAGGCGUGCGAUGGCGCUGUUUGAUGCGAUGCCAAAUAGGAAUGAGGUUUCUUGGACGAUGAUGAUUAGUGGUCUUGUUGGGAAUGGGUUGUAUGAGGAAGCGUGGGAAUUGUUUGAUAGAAUGCGUAAGAAAAAUGUUGUUGCUAGUACUUCUAUGAUUAUUGGGUUUUGUAAACAAGGGAAGAUUGAAGAGGCUUGGAACUUGUUUCAACAGAUUCCGUACAAGGAUCGAGCUUCUUGGAAUAUAAUGAUAACCGAUAACCCAAUGGUUUUGAUUGAAUUUUUGGAAGUUGCUAUUACUUGUGUUGUUUUUCUCAAAGGGGUUUAUCCUCCAGGUGCUUUUGAGAGGAGAAGGUAUAUGAAUGUGGUAGUUCAAAGGGCUUGUCAUCCUCAGCUUAGAUAUUACAUUCAUGCCACUGUUUCAGGACUUCUUCCCUUUAUUCAAAAGAAUGGGAGAGGGGAGGAGGCACUAAAUUUAUUUUCACAAAUGGUCAGGACUGGUAUGCAACCUGAUGACUUGACUUUUGUUCCACUUUUUACUGCCUGUGCUAGUCUUGCAUUACUUGACGAAGGAAGACAAGCGAAUGCUCUUGUAAUUAAGCAUGGCUUUGAUUCAGAUUUGUCUGUGAGCAAUUCGUUGGUUACUAUGUACAAUAAAUAUGGUGAAAUUGUCAACUCAGAGUUAGCCUUUAGGCAAAUUUCUCAUCCGAAUAUUGUUUCAUGGAACACAAUCAUUGCUGCAUUUUCACAGCAUGGUCUCUAUGGCAGAGCUCGAUACUACUUUGACCAUAUGGUAACAGUUAGUGUUACACCAGAUGGAAUAACUUUCCUGAAUAACUUUUUACAUUAG
Messenger RNA from Vicia faba (fava bean), 1365 nucleotides. The record is from the annotation of a GenBank genome assembly. NCBI's taxonomy places the organism in Eukaryota, Viridiplantae, Streptophyta, Magnoliopsida, Fabales, Fabaceae.